Molecule: messenger RNA, 1372 nt
Organism: Hyaloscypha bicolor E
Lineage: Eukaryota; Fungi; Ascomycota; Leotiomycetes; Helotiales; Hyaloscyphaceae
Exons: 2
Coding region: 240-1292 (350 amino acids)
Source: RefSeq, a predicted model, not a curated record
CCUUAUUAACGCCGCAGCUCAAGCCUCCCUCCGCCCUUCACAAGUGCAUAUUUUAGGGGAAUUCAUUUCAUCGCACUUAUGUCUCCACCUCUCCAGUUUGACAUUCAUCUGUAGCAUUUCUUCCUCUUUAUACUCACUAAUCUCUAUCUUAAUAUUUACUGGAGGCCUUGACGGGGGUUCUUGAAGAACAGCCAGUCUAGCGCUGAAAUCUGCCUUUCUCCACUGUUUCACUGGCCACGAUGCGGUCCUUCCUCCUCGCGCUCUUUGCUGGAGCCGCAAUUGUUUCUGCGUCAGGAACAGAGUGUGCACAAAACAAUCUCAGUGAACUUGUUUCAAGGACGAACUGCGGAUGCUCGAAAUCGAUUACGGCAUGUCUCGGUAGAGGUGUUGAUCUCGAGUCAUUGGAGGAGAUCGAACAAUGCUUUGUUGGUGGGGGAUGUUCAGGCGUGAAUGCCGCGGUGGAAGCAGUGAUGUUCGCACAAGAGUGCCACAGAGAGAGACGAGCAGAAGAUCGAGAAGAUUUGAGGAAAAGGCAAGCAACGAAUACUAAAACGACCAAUGCAAAGACCACUGCAGCGGAUGCGAAGACGACAACGAGCGCCGAAGCAACGACAACCUCUGACGCCUCAUCCACAACCGUAGCACCCUCUUCGACCACUGCAGCUCCCUCCUCUACAACUUCUGCAGAUAGCACGACCACCGAUGGCACUACGAGCACGGAUAGCACCACUACGACUUCGGCGGCAUCAGCGAUAACUUCAGGGGCAGAGAGCUGCUACGUAACAAGCAUAAAAUCUACAUCGGCAUGCUCAGUCCAUGCCGGAACAACUGUGACCUGCAUAGCCACGACAACCGCAAUCCAAUCCUGCGCUCCAGGAAUGCUAUGCUUCUCCCCCACCGCCGGCGCCAACAGCUGCAUGACGAAACAAGACAAACUCAGCACCUCCGGCCUCAUCGUAACCAUCAUCUUCGCCGGCGGAAUCGGCGCCGCGCUCAUCGCAUGGGCUAUCCUCUGCCUGCGAUCUCGCAACCGAAACAAGCGCCAGGAACAACUCCGCAGAAUGAUGGCGAGCAGUGGGAAAGGGCAAGACGUCGAAUCUAUCUCCCCGUUCGCCACCAGACAACAUAUGCGCAGCAGGUUGGGUACUUUGAGCAUGGACCUACAGGAAAUGCGUCUCCUCCGGUACCGAAGAUACAUCGUGGGGCUGAAGCGUUGGGACAGGAGAAUAGAAUAUAGGGGAUACAGGAGUGGCAUCAGCGAGCAAGGCGCACGGCAUUUAUGUAUGAUAUGAGCAAAUAUCGGGCUGUAUAAUUGUUUAUUGCGGGCACGGAGUUGGCUUAAGCGUUCCAAAUUGUAGAGUUUUGACUCUUU